AUGGCUGGCUCUUACGAUCCCAAUGAUCCCGAUAUGAAAUAUCUGGCUGUAGACAGAAAGAAGUUGAUGGAAGAACAAACUAAAGCAUUUGAUGGUAAAAAAGCUUGUUGGGUUCCUGAUCCUCAAGCCUCUUUCUUACCAGCUGAAAUUGUUAGUAGUAAAGGUGAUGAAAUCACAGUGAAAAUUACCACCAACAAUGAGCAAAGAACAGUGAAGAAGGAUCAAAUUCAACAAAUGAAUCCACCAAAAUAUGAGAAAAUCGAAGAUAUGGCCAAUAUGACCUUCUUGAAUGAGGCUUCAGUUCUUCAUAAUUUAAGAUCCCGUUAUACAUCAGGACUUAUCUAUACUUAUUCAGGAUUAUUUUGUAUCGCUAUUAAUCCUUAUAAAAGAUUACCUAUUUAUACAUUGAGUGUUAUCGCUAAAUAUCGUGGUAAAAGAAAGAUGGAGAUGCCACCUCAUUUAUUUGCUAUUGCUGAUAAUGCUUAUCAAUCUAUGGUACAAGAACGUGAAAAUCAAUCAGUUUUGAUUACUGGUGAAUCUGGUGCUGGUAAAACAGAAAACACAAAGAAAGUCAUUAUGUACUUUGCCCAAGUUGCUGCCAUGGGACAAAAAGGUGAUGAAGAAGAAGAAAAGAAAGACGAGAAAAAGGGUACACUAGAAGAUCAGAUUGUACAAUGUAAUCCAGUACUUGAAGCUUACGGUAACGCCAAAACAACCCGUAAUAACAACUCUUCUAGAUUCGGUAAAUUCAUCCGUAUCCAUUUUGGUACCCAAGGUAAAAUCUCUGGAGCUGAUAUUGAACAAUAUUUAUUGGAGAAGUCUCGAGUAACAUAUUGUCAACCAGCUGAAAGAAAUUACCAUAUUUUCUAUCAACUUUUAUCUAACGCUAUUCCUGCUUAUCAUGAGAAAUUAUUGGUCAGUCCUGAUCCAGCUUUAUAUUCAUUUAUCAACCAAGGUUGUUUAACUGUUGAUAGUAUUGAUGAUACACAGGAAAUGAAAGAUACUGACAAAGCUUUCGAUGUCCUGGGAUUCAGUGAAGAUGAAAAGUUGAGUUACUUAAAAUGUACUGGUGCCAUCGUCCAUUUCGGUGAAAUGAAAUUUAAACAGAGAGGCGAACAAGCCGAAUCUGAUGGAAAUGCUGAAGCUGAAAAGGUCGCCUUCCUUUUGGGUAUCAACCCUGAAGAUUUACUGAAAGGAUUUUUGAAACCAAAGAUCAAGGUCGGAACAGAAUUUGUAACACAAGGUCGUACCAAGGAUCAAGUUGUAUAUUCAGUAUCCGCUUUAGCCAAAUCUCUGUAUGAUCGUAUGUUCAAGAGCAUGGUUGUUCGUGUCAACAAAACUUUGGAUACCAAGGCCAAAAGACAAUUCUUCAUUGGUGUACUGGAUAUUGCUGGUUUUGAAAUCUUUGAUUUCAACAGUUUUGAACAGUUAUGUAUCAACUACACCAACGAACGUCUUCAACAAUUCUUCAACCAUCACAUGUUCGUGUUGGAACAAGAAGAAUACAAGAAAGAAGGAAUUGAAUGGGAAUUUAUUGAUUUCGGUAUGGAUUUACAGGCCUGUGUUGAUUUGAUUGAAAAACCUUUAGGUAUCUUAUCAAUCCUUGAAGAAGAAUGUAUGUUCCCUAAAGCUAGUGAUAAAUCAUUCAUGGAAAAACUCUACCAAAAUCAUCUUGGUAAAUCACCCAACUUUGGUAAACCAGUCGGCAAGAAAGUCAAGGGUGAAGCUCAUUUUGAACUUCAUCAUUAUGCUGGUACUGUACCAUACAGUAUUACUGCUUGGUUAGAAAAGAACAAGGAUCCUUUGAAUGAAACUAUUGUUGAAUUGUUGAUGCACUCCAAGGAAGCUUUGGUCCAGACUCUGUUUGCUCCUUCUGAACCUGCUGCUGCUUCCGGUGGACCUGCUAAGAAGAAGAAGAGUUCUGCUUUCCAGACUAUCUCUGCUACCCACAGAGAAUCUUUGAACAAAUUGAUGAAGAACUUGUACAGUACUCAUCCUCAUUUUGUACGUUGUAUUAUUCCUAAUGAAUUUAAACAACCUGGUGAGGUCGAUGCUCAUUUGGUUCUUCACCAGCUUCAAUGUAAUGGUGUAUUGGAAGGUAUCCGUAUUUGCCGAAAGGGAUUCCCUAAUAGAUUGGUUCACUCUGAAUUCAAGCAAAGAUAUUCUAUACUAGCUCCUAAUGCUAUACCUGAUGGUUUUGUUGAUGGAAAAACUGUUGCCGGUAAAAUUCUUGUUGCUUUAGAGAUGGAUCCUAAUGAAUACAAAUUGGGUUCCACCAAAGUCUUCUUCAAAGCUGGUGUUUUGGGUUAUCUUGAAGAUCUUCGUGAUGAAAGAUUAAGCUCUAUCAUCGCCAUGUUCCAAGCUCACAUCAGAGGUUACUUGGUACGACGAAAUUACAAGAAAUUGUGUGACAAAAGAAUCGGUCUAUCUGUGAUCCAGAAGAACAUCCGUAAAUGGUUAGCUAUGAGAAACUGGCUCUGGUGGAAGAUGUACGUCAAAGUAAAACCACUCUUGAACGUUGCU
Lottia gigantea (owl limpet) is the source of this 2523-nucleotide messenger RNA. RefSeq lists its product as hypothetical. Gene Ontology annotation, cellular component: cytoplasm; actin cytoskeleton; vesicle. The record is from RefSeq and is a predicted model, not a curated record. Lineage: Eukaryota; Metazoa; Mollusca; Gastropoda; Lottiidae. The annotation marks the transcript as partial. Gene Ontology annotation, molecular function: actin filament binding; microfilament motor activity; ATP binding. The transcript is spliced from 14 exons. Gene Ontology annotation, biological process: actin filament organization; vesicle transport along actin filament.